CAACUAACGGAACUACCUACUAUCAUCCUGAUGGCCCAUCAGGGACUACAGCCACCUGGGGGGCAACCCCUACUCACCGUCCAUGUCUGCGAAGGAGAGCAAGACGUCAGCAGAAGCAUGCAGCUCCACGCAGCCCCACAUCGGGGAAGGACUCAGAAAAGAGACAUGUCCGUGGAACAUUGGUACCGGCUCUCAGAAGGUCCCCGAGCAGGAGGUGUGCCCCACCCGGACUGCACUGUAAAGCUCAAGCGGA
Molecule: messenger RNA, 253 nt
Organism: Pelobates cultripes (western spadefoot toad)
Lineage: Eukaryota; Metazoa; Chordata; Amphibia; Anura; Pelobatidae
Source: the annotation of a GenBank genome assembly